Messenger RNA from Exophiala aquamarina CBS 119918, 4032 nucleotides. RefSeq lists its product as uncharacterized. Gene Ontology annotation, biological process: positive regulation of transcription by RNA polymerase II. The transcript has a single exon. NCBI's taxonomy places the organism in Eukaryota, Fungi, Ascomycota, Eurotiomycetes, Chaetothyriales, Herpotrichiellaceae. Gene Ontology annotation, molecular function: ATP-dependent chromatin remodeler activity; ATP binding; histone binding. Bases 1 to 4032 code for a protein of 1343 amino acids. Gene Ontology annotation, cellular component: nucleus. The record is from RefSeq and is a predicted model, not a curated record.
AUGAAAGCCCAAAAUGUCCCUGAUAACGACCCGGAAUACCUCAAAGCUCACCGAUUCCUUACUUUGGUGCAGCAGCAACAGAACUUUCGUCGCAAACAGCAAAUGCAGGCACAACAACUGCAACAAGCACAGCAGAAUCAACAACAUCAGCCCCCCCCGCCCCCCCCGCCGCAGCAGCCCAAGCAGCAAGCUGUCGCACACCCUCAAGAGCAAGUCAAUGGCUCUGCCGCUAGCCCAACGACAAAUGGUGCCAGCAAGCCUGAUGCUGAUUCCUCUGGUACUAUCGCGAAUGGUGCAGCAUCAGGAAAUGCUACUGCUGUAAACACCAACGGUCAAGCCCCAGCAACGCAAGCAGCACAGCGUGCCGUGGCGCAAUCCAACGGUAGUUUUACACCUGAACAACUUAACCUGCUUCGGACUCAAAUUUACGCGUUCAAGAUGCUCUCCAAGAAUCUUGCUCUACCGGCCAAACUACAACAACAGCUCUUUCCGUCUGGGAAACAGCCAGGACCCACGGGUAAUGACGCCGUUACAGCUGUGAGCAAGGAGCCAGAUGGUGUGCCAGAUACGAGAGCCAUUAUUGCUGAUGAGCCAGCUCAUCACAAGACUUUCUUCUCAUCCUACCAGUCGCCUUAUGAUCUGCUGGCAAAGGUUAUCAGUUUUGCAGACCAUUCGCAGAGAGGAAAACGACAGCACGUCCCAAGUCUUCUACCCUUGGGGCUUGAUCUUGAGCAGGUCCGUGAGGAACAGGAGCGUCGCUUAUAUAAUCGUGUCCAGGCUCGAAAGGCUGAGUUGGCAGCUCUGCCUGUAAAUAUUGCUUCUUGGGACACCAGCAAAUCUAUCGACCCUUCUCCCGACGACACUUUGAAGCUCAAGGCACUAAUUGAGUUCAAAAAGCUGAAUCUGCUUCAGCGCCAGCGUGAGUUCCGCCGGGAAAUCCAGUCGGAAUUAUACGUGUACGACAAUCUUGCCAUGACAGCGAACAGAUCUAUGCAUCGUAGAAUGAAAAAGCAAUCUCUUCGCGAAGCACGUAUCACCGAGAAACUCGAAAAGCAGCAAAGAGAUGCCAGAGAAAAUAAGGAGAAGGCGAGACAAUCCAACCAUUUACAAGCUAUCAUUUCCCACGGCCAAGAUCUUCGCAAUAACGCAAUUCUUCAACAUAAUCGUACCCAGAAACUUGGAAGGAUGAUGGUCACCCACCAUCAGCACAUGGAGCGUGAAGAGCAGAAACGUAUUGAACGUACCGCCAAACAGCGAUUGCAGGCAUUGAAGGCGGAUGACGAAGAGACUUACCUGAAACUCCUUGGUCAGGCUAAAGAUUCGCGCAUCACACAUCUUCUGAGGCAGACUGAUGGCUUUUUGAAGCAGCUUGCUGCGUCUGUCAAACAACAGCAGCGGAGCAACAAAGAAAAGUGGGGUGAAGAUCAAUAUUCCGACGAGGACAUCCUGGAUGAGGACUCAGAAGAUGAGGAAGGCCACGGUAAAGUUGAUUAUUAUGCCGUCGCUCAUCGGGUGAAGGAAGAGAUCUCGGUACAACCUAGCAUUCUCGUUGGUGGAUCCUUGAAAGAAUACCAAUUAAAGGGUUUGCAGUGGAUGAUUUCGCUGUACAACAACAACCUCAACGGUAUUCUUGCUGAUGAAAUGGGUCUGGGCAAGACCAUUCAGUCCAUCAGUUUAAUCACUUACCUUAUUGAGCGAAAACGCCAGGCUGGACCGUUCCUGGUCAUUGUGCCUCUCAGUACCUUGACCAACUGGAAUUUAGAAUUUGAAAAGUGGGCACCAUCAGUCAGCCGAAUUGUAUACAAAGGUCCUCCGAACACAAGAAAGCAGCAGCAAAUGAGGAUCCGACAAGGAAACUUCCAGGUUCUGCUCACGACAUACGAAUAUAUCAUCAAAGAUCGUCCAAUUUUGAGCAAAAUCAAGUGGGUUCAUAUGAUUGUGGACGAGGGUCAUCGAAUGAAGAAUGCGGAAUCGAAACUCAGCAGCACUAUUACCCAGUACUACACCACUCGCUAUCGUCUUAUUCUCACUGGAACACCCCUCCAGAAUAAUCUUCCGGAGUUGUGGGCUCUGCUUAACUUUGUGCUGCCAACAAUUUUCAAAUCAGUCAAGUCGUUUGACGAAUGGUUUAACACCCCCUUUGCCAAUACGGGCAGCCAAGAUCGGAUCGAUCUCUCGGAAGAAGAGUCGCUGUUGAUCAUUCGUCGCUUGCACAAGGUCCUAAGACCGUUCUUACUCCGUCGUCUAAAGAAGGAUGUUGAAAAGGAUCUGCCUGACAAACAGGAACGAGUGAUCAAAUGCCGCUUCUCUGCCCUCCAAGCCAAGCUCAAUCACCAACUCAUGACGCACAAUCGAUUGGUGGUAGCCGAUGGAAAGGGAGGCAAGACCAGCAUGCGUGGUCUUUCCAACAUGCUCAUGCAGCUGCGGAAACUUUGCAAUCAUCCUUAUGUGUUUGAGCCGGUAGAAGAUCAGAUGAACCCAGGGAAGGGCACCAACGACUCGAUCUGGCGUACUGCAGGAAAAUUUGAGCUCCUGGACAGAGUGCUUCCCAAAUUUCAGGCUACUAACCAUCGAGUGUUGAUGUUCUUCCAAAUGACACAAAUCAUGAACAUCAUGGAGGACUUCCUGAGGCUGCGUGGUAUCACGUAUCUCCGUCUCGACGGUGCAACCAAGGCUGAAGACCGUGCUGAGCUUCUGCGGCUGUUCAACGAGCCGAAUUCUCCAUACUUUUGCUUUCUGUUGUCUACACGCGCUGGUGGUUUGGGAUUGAACUUGCAAACGGCAGACACUGUUAUUAUCUACGAUUCUGAUUGGAACCCUCAUCAAGAUUUGCAAGCUCAGGAUCGUGCACAUCGAAUUGGCCAGAAGAAUGAAGUCCGAAUUCUCCGUCUGAUCACAUCGAAUUCUGUGGAAGAGAAAAUCCUGGAACGAGCACAAUUUAAGUUAGACAUGGAUGGAAAGGUUAUUCAAGCGGGUAAAUUCGACAAUAAGUCGACAGCUGAAGAGCGAGAAGCAUUUUUGAAGACUCUGCUUGAGACGGCGGAAGCAGGCGAGCAAACGGGAGACGCAGAAGAAAUGGAUGAUGAUGACCUCAAUGAGAUGAUGGCUCGGUCUGAAGAGGAGUUGGUCCUUUUCAGGAAAAUUGACCAGGAGCGAAAUGAAAAUGGCGAGUACGGGCCUGGGCGGCCGCUUCCACGUCUGAUGGGUGAGAGUGAGCUUCCUGAGCUUUAUAUGGCAGAUGACAAUCCGGCAGAGGAGGUGGAAGAGGAGUAUGCAGGUCGUGGGGCACGUGUCAAGACUCAAGUCAAGUAUGAUGAUGGGCUUACCGAAGAACAAUGGCUUGCGGCUGUGGACGAUUCCGACGACUCGAUUGGAGAGGCGGCAAAGCGUAAGCAAGCGCGGAUUGACAAGCGACGCACCAACAAAGCAAAACGAGAGCGAGAUGCCGCUGGUGGCGGAUCGUCUCCAGAACCUGAACCUGAACGAGAAAGUUCCGAAGAACCAGAACCACUGCCAAAGAAGAAAGUGGGCCGAAAGUCGGCGGGUCUAAAGCGCAGAGGCGAAGAGCUGGAGGAGGAGACCCCAGCUAAGCGCAAGCGUGGGCGACAACCGAAUAAAAUGCCGGACAGCCUGAGCCCAGGAGAGCGGACGAUGUUGCAGAAAGCGCUGAAGGCGAUAUUCGAGUCCAUCAAAGCGCUCGAGGUACCAGACUCGGAUCCUGAAGAACAAUCGGAGGACGAAAGUGAUGACGAGCCUCCAACGCGGUUGAUCAUCGGACCGUUCCUGGAGCUUCCACCCAAGAAGAUAUAUCCCGAGUAUUAUCACAUCAUUCAGGACCCGAUUGCGAUGGAUAUGAUCGAGAAACGAAUCACCUCGCAACAAUACACGAGCCUCCGAGAUCUGAGACAUGACAUCGGCCUACUCGCGAGAAAUGCCAAAACCUUCAAUGAAGAUGGCAGUAUGUUGUACAAUGAUGCAAAUGCAAUCGAGGUAAGAUUGAAGGUCUUGAUGCUGUGCGAGAGACGUGACUGA